AUGACGACUCCUAGAUGGGAUAUGAAAUCAAAUUAUAUGCUUACUUUUACUGUUUGUAAAUAUGGUUUAAAUCCGGAACGAUGGGACUUAAUUGCAAAUGAUCUAGCUGACGAUAUCAAUACAACACCACAAAAUUGUAAAGCACAAUUUUAUUUAUUAUGUCAACAAUAUGGUCAAGAUUGGCACAAAGAAUCACUUGAAUCUCUUGAUAGUCAUAUUUUUUCAAUAGUAAAACGUCUUUAUUACGGUGAUCUAUGCGAACGAAUGACUGAAUCACGAGAUUUACUUAUGGUUAUGUAUGAUUUUAUACGUUUGUUUAAAAGUGGUCGAAUUAAACUCAAUGAUAUAAAUGAAAUUUUACAAGAUGUUAAAAAUAGUUCUAUAACUGAUAAUAAUACACAAGAUAAUGAACGAGAGCAAAAAAUAAAAAUGCUUGGACGUCUUAAAUUACAUAUGACACAACAUAUGUCACAAACAUCAAAUUCGCAAGAUUCUUCAAAUUCAGUUGAAUUAUUACCUCCACCACCUUUUUUUCAAUAUCAACCAACAAAUACAAAUUAUAUUUCACAAGAACAAUCAAUUGUAACAACAGAUGAUAAUGAUCGACAAGUGCCAUCAAUAGAUAAUCAUAAAAAAUCUGAUACAACUGAUAUAUCAUCAUUUCCAAUAAUAACACAAACCAAUCAUAUUUUUACUGAAAAUGAAAGUGAAUCAUCAAAUAAUUAUAAUAAUAAUAAUCAAUCAAAUGAAAUUGAUAUUGAUGAAAUAGAACUUAGUUCAAAUGAUGAUAAUGAUCAAACUGAAACAGUACAAACGUCUAAUAUUGAUGACUCCGUAACGAGUACAAAUUUAAUUAUGGAUCAAGAUGAAUCAACAUUUAUGUCAGGUGAACAAAUAGAAACCAAUGUAUCAUCAACUAUACCACCAAUACCUAUUGAAGUAUCGAAUUCAAGUGAUAAAGAUUUAUAUGAAAUUGUAAGUAGUAAUGGUGUUAGUAAUCAAUCAAUAUCUGAUACUCGAUUAUCAACUGAAGAACGAGCAACAUCAAGUAUCAACGGUCUACCAACAUCAUCAAAUCUUCAACUCAAUACAAAUAUUACUAGUUCAAGUGAUUAUUCUAAAUUAGAUAAUGAUCGAAUAGAAUCGACAGAAGAUCUAAAUCAUCAUUCGAUUCAAAUUGAAUCAAUUGUAAUAACAUCGAAACAUAUUUCUGUUGAUGAUAAUGAAAUUAAUCAAAUGGAUACACAACAUAUUCAAGACGAUAAUACUGAUGUUACAGGACUAAAUAAUAAUACUGACACUAGUUUUAUUGUUGAUGAAACCGUUUCGAAUACAGAUAUGUCUAAGAUUUCCAUAUCAUCAAAAACUAAUGAAAAUGAUGAAUCAACAAUUACAAGAAAUUCAAAUAGAAAAUCACGUUUGACAUCAAAUUCAUCAUCUAGUAAUUUUCGUAAAUCGAUCAUAUCAAUUCUUAAUAACUUAAAAACUGCUAAAUAUGGUUCUGAUUUUGCUAAACCACUUAAAUCAUUUAAAUUACCUGAUGAAUAUUAUGUUCGUAUUAAAAAACCAUUAGAUAUACCUGAAAUACGUGAACGUAUGAAUAAUGGUGAUUAUGAUGAUAAUAUUCUUUUAUUUGAACGUGAUAUUUUAUUAAUGCUUACAAAUGCUUUAUCAAUGUAUCAUCGAGAUCUUGAUAUUCAUGACCAUGCACAAUAUAUGAUAAAUUAUGCUAUGGAAUUAUUUUCACCUAUUGAAGAUGUUCGUACUCCAUGGAAAGAUGAUAAUGAUUCAUCAAAUGUAUAUCAUUCUGACCAGGAACAUAAUAGUAAUGAUAAUACAUUGAAUACUUCAUCAAGUAUUCAAACAUCUUUGACAGUAUCAAUAUCAUCAUCUAUUCGUGUUGAUUCAUCAACUAAAAGUCUUCGACGUCAAACAACAUCAAAUCAUCCAAUGAAUAAACGUCAACGUAAAACGAUUCAAUAA
Messenger RNA from Rotaria sp. Silwood1, 1983 nucleotides. Lineage: Eukaryota; Metazoa; Rotifera; Eurotatoria; Philodinida; Philodinidae. The record is from the annotation of a GenBank genome assembly.